UUCUUUAGAUUCAAAUGUUUGGCCUUGUGUUUCCAUUUAAUUGUUGUUCUCAAUUCUUCAUUUUCAAUGUUUUCAAUUUAAUUGUGAUAAUGAAAUUAGAGUAAAUCUGAGGAUUGACUUUUCAUUUCUCCUUAAUGAUAAAAGAAAAAACCAAUAAUCAGUUAAAAAUGUUAUUCUUUAAAAAGAAACACUGAUAAUCUUUAUUACUCUUGUUACUUUUUCCAUUCCUUUUUGUUUCAUUUUCUCUUUUUUUUUCUUAUUCUUUUCUAUCUGUUUACCUAUUUCAUCAAUUCAUUUUGGUUCACUGAAAACUGAUCACUGACCUAAGCGGAAAUAUCUUAUCAACCUGGAUCACUGAUUUAUCAUCUGUAACAUCACCAUUGCCAACACCCUCUCUCUCUCUCUCUCUCACUCUCACUGCUCACCAUCUCUCUCACAUGAAUUAGAUUCUCUUUCAUUGGAUUGAAUUUUGUCCUGUGUUGUGUUGGCUUUGUCUCUCUCACUCUCUGUUUCUGGUGCCAUAAAUUUACUAUCCUGUGUUUAUUUUCAUCUCUGGUCACCUCAUAAUCUAAAUUGAUCUGAUUAUGUCCCCUAAUCGAGUUAAUCAUCAUCCUGGUGAUAAGCCAGUUCUUGAUGGUGAAACCUACAUGGGACCCAGAAGGCAACAUUACAUUUAUUAUAAAUGUCAUUUAAUUAUCAAUCUUAUCAAAUGGUUACCUGUUUUCUUCAUUAGUUCGGUUCUUUCAUGGGGCUACUAUGCAUAUGUUAUCCAAUUAUGUAUAUUUAAUAUGGAUUCUGUGAUACUUCAAAUAGUUUGUGUAACGUUUUUUCAUUUCCUUUUUAUCAUGACAUUUUGGUCAUAUUUCCAAACCAUUUUCACAAACCCAGGAAUGAUUCCUAAAAAAUUUUGGUUAACCACGCGUGAUAAUGAGCGUUUAAUGAUGAAUGAUGAUAGACGAAGUCAAAUUAUUCAACAAAUUGCUUACGAAAGAGGAUUACCAAUAAAUUGUCUAGAUGCUACUGGAUCUCCUCGUGUUUGCGACAAAUGUAACAUAAUUAAACCAGAUCGAGCUCAUCAUUGUGCUGCUUGUAAUACUUGUGUCCUUAAAAUGGAUCAUCAUUGUCCAUGGGUCAACAAUUGUGUCUCAUUUACAAACUACAAAUUUUUUGUACUAUUUCUUGCCUACGCUUUUUUCCUGUGUCUUUUUACGGCUGCAUCAUCGUUACACUAUUUCCUACUCUUUUGGAGAAAUCAAUUAACUAAUGAUGGAAGAUUUCACAUAUUAUUCCUAUUUUUUGUAGCCAUCAUGUUUGCCAUUUCACUUGUUAGCCUGUUUGGUUAUCACCUUUACCUUGUCACCCUUAACAGGUCAACCCUUGAAUCUUUCCGACCACCAAUGUUUUCCCUUGGUCCAGAUAAAAAUGCCUACAAUUUGGGUCGAUUUCAAAAUUGGGUUCAAAUUUUCGGUAAAAAUAAGAUUAAAUGGUUCUUCCCAUUAUAUACAAGCCUCGGUGAUGGUAUUAUUUAUCCAUCUAAAGCCUCACUGGAAGACUACGAAGCAAAUUCCGGUCAAUCUACUCAGUAUUUCGUUCAGCAGCAACACCAACAUCAACAUCAACACCAACACCAACACCAACAUCAUCAUUCACAACAACAACACAUUGAAAAUGAAGACUCACAACAAAACAGACUUAAUGAACAACCAAACAAUCAGCAACAAGCAUCGCCUUUCAAUUCAAAGUUAACACGAGGAGCCUACGAGCCUGAUGAUGAUCCAGAGCAUGGUAAAGAUGAUUCUGAGCCUCCAUCUUAUGGUGUUGCCUUAUCCAUGGAGAAUGACAAGAAUGAUCAGAUUACAAAUGAUUCCAAAGGAACCCAAUCAUUUCAAUCUUCUUGAAUUCUUCAAUUGAACUGCAAGACUAGCCAAUUAUCUAAAUCAUCAUCUAAUCACAAAUCUAUUAUUAUAUCCAUCCUAAUUUCCUGUUAACCCUUUCCUUCAUGAUCAUUUACAAAUCAUCUGCUCAUCGUUCUCAAAGAAAUAUUAUCAAUCACCCAAACAGUGUGUUAACCAAUCGUCCUAAAAGUAACUUAAUCAACAAUUAACUGUCCAAGUUACCAAAACAAACGAGACGAAGGCAAUAAUCAUCCAAAUAUAACUACGAAAGCACAACGAAUCAAUUACUAUCUUUACAACAACAUCCCCACACUUAUACAAACAAAUGAUUACUUGUUAUUCAGAAUUGGAAUCAAUUAGGAUAAUUACAAUUCUACCUCCUUGUUUAACUACCAUCACCACUGUUUACCCAAAAAUCAUCAUCACUAUUAAUAUCAUUUGAUCAUCUAGCCCACCUCAUCCUCUUUUUUUUUCCUACUCUUCAAUUUUCACCUCUGUGGAUAAUAAAUCACAUAGGAUAGACUAUUUUCAAGACUUUUCCUUUUGCCUUAAUUAGAUUAACUCUUUCUUUUUUUAUAAAUCACAAAAACUCAAUACAAAAUAAAGAGAAAUUGACGAAAAUGAUUAA
Molecule: messenger RNA, 2523 nt
Organism: Panonychus citri (citrus red mite)
Lineage: Eukaryota; Metazoa; Arthropoda; Arachnida; Trombidiformes; Tetranychidae
Product: palmitoyltransferase ZDHHC15B-like
Exons: 6
Coding region: 585-1898 (437 amino acids)
Biological process (GO): peptidyl-L-cysteine S-palmitoylation; protein targeting to membrane; synaptic vesicle maturation
Cellular component (GO): Golgi apparatus; endoplasmic reticulum
Molecular function (GO): protein-cysteine S-palmitoyltransferase activity
Source: RefSeq, a predicted model, not a curated record